ACUGGGAGGAGCUCUCCUCUCGUGGGGCUCCUCCUUCCAGUCCCUUCGUUUUCUCCCACUUGCCCCCUCACACACUCACUCGUCUCCACCUCCUCUGCUCUGAUAUGGAGCCAGAGAGGGAGAAGAUGAAGAAAAAGGAGUAAAAGAGAAGAGGGCGCGCGGGGGAUCUUGUUUUUUUUUUCUUACAAGAGGAAAAGGCGUCACACCGGGUGCAGCGCGGAGGACGGAAGAGAGAGAGACGCAUCACGGAGAGAGAGAGAGAGAGAGAGAGAUAGAAGAGACUGAGAAAGGAGGGAGGGAGGGAGGAGGCGACAGCGGCUCGUAAACACGACAGAAAACGGCGAAUAGGACGACAGACAGCGGCGAUCGACCCCCCCACAGCCAACCCCGUGUCAUUCCUCAUCUCUUCAUCUCCAUCCUUUUCUGCGCCGUUCAGCUCAUCAUUUUGCGCAACUCGGCAGCUCGCUGUUUUCUAUUUUCACUCUUUUACACCUUUUUCUCGGUAGAAUUGCACACAAGAGGCUACACAUCAGAUGCAAGAGAGGAGGCUGUGCCAUCACUUCCACGGACAGGAUCCACUCUUAAGUCCUUCUCGGGACGAUCAUCGGCGAAACCGAUCCGGUGCAUAAACGGAGUAGUGGAGGGUAAACCCAGCCGGAUGACUGAAGUCUAACCUGGGAAAAAGAGAGAGACCCCGGCCCCCUGGUUAUCACCGAGACUCCAGCAUCACCAAUGCGAUGGUUUAGCGGCUCCUGCAGCAAAACUGCCAGAGCAGAAUCGGAUCAGCAGGGCUCUCAUCCACCAUGAACCUCUGAAAGACAUCCGACACGGGCACAGAUGGGAUGAAAAUGCGGCGGCACCGAGUGUUCUUGCUGUGCACAGUAGGCCUGUGUGUCAUCUCCUUCCUGCACUACUACAAGGCCCUCCACUACGUUUCCCUGCUGCGCGAGCUCUCAGCCCCGUACCCCAACAUCAAGUCUUUCAUCAUGGUCACCGGCUUCUUCUGGAGGGAGAAGGGUGUGUCUACAACCCCACUCAGCCCUGCCUCCCCUGAAGAGGCCCCUCCUCUACCCGGUCUCCAUCAAUCGGACACCAAAGCUAGAGCUGUGGCAGGUGCUGUAGGAGGAGGAGGAGGAGGCGGGGAAGGGAUGGGUCUUGGGAUGGGGGGAGUGGUGGCUGGAGGUCCUGGAAUUGUUGGAAGCGCAAGGCUUGAGAUGAGGUUAAGGCAGGAGCCAGCACCCCCUCAUCCUUGGGAGAAACCCGAGGAGAACCAGCGAGGAGACACUCCCAAUGAGGAAAUGCCUGAAGACCGUUUGAAACCCCGGCACCCCAGCAACCCAGCUCAGCCUGCCAAGCCUGAGCUUCCAGAGGUCCCAUUUGCUGGACAAGAACAUCGAGUGGUAUUAAACAAAGAUCAAUUUCCAGAACCCUUAGAAGCUUUGGGAGACCUCCACACCCGCACUUACCAGCUCAAAGAUGACAAAACCCCAUACUUUGUUCGAACCAAAGCUGGAGCCCUUUGCUUCAGGCAGGGAACGGAGGUGGCUACCCCAAAGGAGUACUCUGGGAAGGCAGGGGGGACUUUGGCUAAUCGAGCUGUGGAAGGUGCUCGAGCAGGGCAGCGGAAACCUCUGGAGGUUCAGCAGCAGCCCUCCUUGGCUCCAAAAGCAAAGGCCAGGGCCAGAGGCAACGGGAAACGACUGGUAAAAUGUGUGUGUCGGCCGGGAUGGCAUGGACCUUACUGUGGGGUUCCCACUAUGGUGUACCACUCUAAUCUGCCCACUAAGGAGCGGCUGACACCAAGAGAGACCCCACGAAGGGUGAUUAACGCCAUCAACGUUAAUCACGAGUUUGACCUGCUACAUGUACGCUUUCACGAGCUCGCCCAAGCUGUUGAUCUGUUCCUUGUUUGUGAAUCAAACUUUACUGCCUAUGGAGAGAAACGGCCUCUGAGUUUCCUCAGGCUACUCCUCAAUGGUACGUACGACUACAUACGUCACAAGAUCCUGUAUGUUUUCCUCGACCACUUUCCAGAGGGUGGUCGGCAGGACGGCUGGAUCGCUGACGACUACUUGCGUACCUUCCUGACACACAAUGGCAUGUCUAGGGUGGUGGGCGUAAGAACAGACGAUGUCUUUGUCAUCAACGAUGCUGAUGAAAUCCCUGCUCACGAGGGCCUUAUUUUUCUCAAGCUGUUUGAUGGCUGGACAGAGCCGUUCGCCAUCCAUAUGCGCAAGUCACUGUAUGGGUUCUUCUGGAAGCAGUUUGGGUCUCUAGAGGUGGUAUCUGGAUGCACGGUAGGGAUGCUUCGCGAGGUCUAUGAUGGCGAUGGUAUAAAGCUCCGACGCCGCGAGUAUUACACCAUGCCGGGUUUCCGCAAGUAUGAAAACGACACAGGCCACAUUCUGGUGCAGUGGUCAGUGGGCAGCCCCUUCCACUUUGCCGGUUGGCACUGUUCCUGGUGCUUCUCACCCGAGGGGAUCUACUUUAAACUGGUGUCAGCACAGAACGGAGACUUCCCGAGGUGGGGCGACUACGAGGACAAGCGUGACCUCAACUACAUCCGUGAUCUUAUCAGGACGGGGGGCUGGUUCGAUGGUUCCCUCCAGGAAUAUCCUCCCGUGGACCCCAAAGAGCACAUGUAUGCCCCAAAGUACAUGCUGGAGCACUAUGAUAGGUACCGCUACCUCCUGGAGAACCCUUACAACAAAGCGUCUAGACUGAGUGAGGGCUAGGAGUUCAGCAGGCAAAAGCUAUGUGAAACAACAAGUAGGGCCUGAGUGAGGCCUCAACACUGACUUUUUGGGGGCUAAACGGUACUGAUGAACUACAUCUCCUAUUGGUGAGGUGCUCAUGUAACUUCAUCAGGCAGCACCCAUGAUGCAGGGAUUAAAAAUCUCUUCAAAAUAAUUAUUUUGGGUUCAAAAAAAGAAACUGAAUCACAUCCAUCAUGGAUUUAUAAAGAGAUCGUUGCGAGGAUACAACCACUGGAUAAACAAAUCCCUCCCCUUUUUGGGGGAGGAGCCAAGCUAUCUCUCUUUUUGUCACCCUGCCUCCGUCCUCCCUUUCCUCAUCCGAGCCAAUAAGCCUGCUGACUGAGAGCAAGAGAACUCUUUGAAAGCAAUGAGAGGGAAAUGUUGCGGCCAUGUAGACCCUGUGGAGAAAAGAAAAUUGGAAGUGAAGGAUUGUUUGUUUUGUUUUGUUUCUGUCUGUUGAUUUUAGUUUACUGACUGGAUGACGAUCCCUCUUCACUCUCCACCUCCAAAUGUCUUCCUGUCAUAUUUGAUGACCUCAUUCCAGAACCAGACAUUCAGAUAUUUUUUCUUUCUCGCGUAUCAGUACAAAAUGAUAAACCGUAUUUAAACCCAGCUGGAGUGUACCCAUUGCCAAAUGAAAAGGGAUGACUUGA
Molecule: messenger RNA, 3409 nt
Organism: Labrus mixtus (cuckoo wrasse)
Lineage: Eukaryota; Metazoa; Chordata; Actinopteri; Labriformes; Labridae
Gene: mgat3b
Product: beta-1,4-mannosyl-glycoprotein 4-beta-N-acetylglucosaminyltransferase b
Exons: 5
Coding region: 843-2735 (630 amino acids)
Biological process (GO): N-acetylglucosamine metabolic process; protein N-linked glycosylation
Cellular component (GO): membrane
Molecular function (GO): beta-1,4-mannosylglycoprotein 4-beta-N-acetylglucosaminyltransferase activity
Source: RefSeq, a predicted model, not a curated record